This is a messenger RNA of Leptopilina boulardi, 831 nucleotides long. RefSeq lists its product as uncharacterized. Bases 95 to 757 code for a protein of 220 amino acids. The transcript has 4 exons. NCBI's taxonomy places the organism in Eukaryota, Metazoa, Arthropoda, Insecta, Hymenoptera, Figitidae. The record is from RefSeq and is a predicted model, not a curated record.
GGCUCAGAAAGAAUAAAAAAUAGGGAUAGUUCGAUUAUAAAAAGAAAUCUAAAUAUUAAUUUUGUUAUAGUUGAACUGCAAAGUAUCUACAAUUAUGUUGAACAUGAUUUUUAUAAUCGCAACUUUUUCUGCUGGGCUUCUGAGUUGUAUAUCAAAUACAGAGGCUCAAUUAGAUAGUUAUUAUAAAUUAUCAAGAAAUGAAAUAAGAGAAAAAUGUAAAAAUAAUGCCGUAGAUUUAAAUGAAAUAAACGAAAUUUAUAAGGACGUAUAUAAUUUUUAUUUGGGAAAACAUGAAUUAUCAAUUGAGGAUGCUUUAAGUAAGACUGACGACAAUUGUAUGGGAGAUUUAAAUCUCACGAAUAUAAUUCAAAGUGGAUUAAAAGUUAUACAAAAUUGUCUUAAGGAUGAUAUUUCCCUAACAGAUGACGAUAUUAAAGUUUUAAUUAGUAAAAUUUUAAACAAAUUAUGUACUGCAACUCGACUUAAAUUGUACGAAAAUAGUCUUAGCAAUUGUAUGGAUAAGGAUUACGAAGUAAGGUGUCGAGAACAGUUAUAUAAAUCAGCAAAUGUUACAUAUGAUAUUUUAGAAAAUGCAAGAGUAUUUACUAAUAUAGGAUUGAAAUAUUCUCCGAAAGAACUAGAGAUAUUUGAUGGGUUGUUUUAUUGUUCAUCAACUAGAAUGUGUACUCAUGAACAGAGCCGUGCGCAUAUGAAAUUGACACUCAGUAUGAUGGCUCCAGUAUUAUCAGAAAAUUAAAUUUUUGAAAUGUACUACAAAAUUUACAUUAACAAAUUUAUAUAUAAUAAAUAAAUUUUAAUUGAAAAAAUGAA